This is a messenger RNA of Mytilus trossulus (common blue mussel), 1269 nucleotides long. Its product is annotated as innexin unc-7-like. Gene Ontology annotation, cellular component: plasma membrane; gap junction. Gene Ontology annotation, molecular function: gap junction channel activity. NCBI's taxonomy places the organism in Eukaryota, Metazoa, Mollusca, Bivalvia, Mytilida, Mytilidae. The record is from RefSeq and is a predicted model, not a curated record. The transcript has 2 exons. Bases 83 to 1246 code for a protein of 387 amino acids.
CACCCGUGUAAUACAUGUAUACAUAGAGAUAACCUAAUAUUAGAUUGAUCAAAUUGCACACUGUGACAAAAUACGAAAAAAAAUGGGGAUCAACGACUUUGAACUAGCGAAAAAAUUGGCGGGAAUAAAGGAUUUAACAGACGAUUCACGGAUUCAUCAAUUAAAUCGGUCUGGUUGUCUGAUCUUUUUCAUUGCCGUCGCGAUAGCCGUUAGUACAAAGCUAUAUGUUGGUAACCCGAUUCAGUGCUGGUGUCCUGCUCAAUUUACCAAAUACCAAAGAGCCUAUAUCGACAGUUAUUGUUGGGUCCGAAAUACUUACGUCAUCGAUUUUAAUUCUACAAUUCCGAAUGACAAAUAUUUGAGACAUGAAACUGAAAUUCCAUAUUACCAAUGGACUCCUAUUAUUUUACUUUUCCAGGCCGUUUUAUUUUAUGUGCCAAGAUUGUUCUGGAAGGGUUUUAGUGGUUACUCGUCUUUGAAUAUUAAAAAAAUUAUUAAAAUUUCAAACGAAAUAUCAUACAAGUAUGGAAAAGAACGUAUUGAAUCGUUAAAUGGUACUGUUGAAUAUUUUGAAAAAUACUUAAAAAUUCGGAAUCGCGUGACAACGAGGCAUAGAAAUAUGGAACAAACGAAUGAAACUAUUGCUGCUAUGGGGAUCCACAAGGGAAAUUAUAUUGUACUUAUAUUUCUUCUUACUUCAUUAUUGUAUGCAGCAACUGCUUUAUGUCAAAUAUUUAUAGUAGACAGUAUCCUUGGAAUAAGAUUUAAAACACUAGGGCCUGAUAUUCUCAAACGCGCUACUAUGGGAGAUACUUUGUUGGACCCAAACAGAUUUCCAAUUGUUACGUUUUGUGAUUUUGAAUUACGACAAAUGACGAAUGUACAAACAUGGACUGUACAAUGUUCAUUGCCGAUCAAUCUAUUCAGUGAGAAAAUAUUCAUAGCAAAUUGGUUCCUUUUGGUUGUUAUGACGAUUAUAAACGCCAUCUACUUCCUGUAUAACUUGGUAUCUACAUUUUUGCCAUAUCGAGCAGAGGUCUAUGUACAAAAGUUUCUUACAGUAGAUGGCGUUCGUACUGGAAUGUACCAGAAAAUUCCAGAACACUUGACGGAAUCACAAAAAAACUUUGUUCAUAGCUAUUUGCGUCGGGAUGGAGUUUUUCUAAUAUGGAUGCUGAGUAAUAAAGUCAAUCAGGUUGUCGCUGGAGAAAUCGUGAAUGAACUGUGGAAAAACUACACCAAAUAAUGUCAUUUUUAUUUUUAAAUCAA